UUUGCACGCUUCUAAAUCUGCUUUUAUUGUUCGCUCCUUAGAGCUUUGGCAGUGAACGAGUCAAUACUGCCAGUUAGAACUCUGCGGCUUCCAGCUCUGGAGCUUUUCUUUUCUCACUAUCUGCUGAUGGAAGAGCAAGCUGAUGCUUGGGAUAUCUGUAGCAGCCAAGAAGCAGCUGCUCUGUAGUCCUGAUACACUUCAGAAUUACCUUCUUAGCUUGCAGGGAGCCAGAGCUGCUGCUGAGAUGUGCAUGAUGUCCUUUAAGAAGGAAACUCCUCUUGCCAAUGCUGCUUUCUGGGCUGCGCGGAAAGGAAACCUGGCCCUUCUCCAGCUGUUGUUAAACAGCGGGCGAGUCGAUGUGGACUGCAGAGACAGUACCGGAACUACAGCAUUGAUGGUGGCAUCCUAUGGAGGACAUACCCAGUGUGUGCGGGAACUGGUAUUACAUGGAGCUGACAUAAAUCUCCAGAGAGAGAGUGGUGCUACUGCCCUCUUUUUUGCUGCUCAGCAAGGUCACGAUGAAAUAGUGAAGUUCCUUUUCGAAUUUGGAGCCUCUACAGAAUUUAUUACACGAGAUGGAGGAACGGCAUUACUGGCUGCCUGCCAGCAUGGACACGCCAAAGUGGUUGAGACGCUUCUGAAGAAUGGAGCAAAUAUUCACGACCAGCUUUUUGAUGGGGCAACUUCACUAUUUAUGGCUGCACAGGGAGGGUAUGUGGAUGUAAUACGAUUAUUGCUUACAUAUGGGGCAAAGGCGAAUCAGCCACGCCAGGAUGGAACCACUGCUCUUUGGAUAGCAGCACAGCUGGGGUACAGCGAGGCGGUCAGGGUGCUGCUGCUAAGAGGAGCUGAUCGAGAUGCUUCAAGGAUUGAUGGCACCUCUGCUCUUUUUAAAGCUGCUGCUAAGGGUUUCAGUGAUGUCAUAGAAGAAUUGUUGAAGUUUUCUCCCACACUUGGUGUUCUGAAGAAUGGAUCCACCGCUCUUCAUGCUGCAGUGCUCGGUGGAAGCAUCAAGUCUGUAGCCCUUCUCCUGGAAGCAGGCGCCAAUCCUUCAAUGCGAAAUAAGGCCAAUGAAUUACCAGCAGACCUCACACAAAAUGAACGUAUAUUACGUCUCUUGAAGACAUCAGAAACAAAGUGCAUUCGACCUUGAUUUUCCACUUAUUUAUAUUUAUUUUACCUUAGAAGUAUGUUUUGCCCUGUUAUAUUGCUGCAAGUCUGAUACCCAGCUGGCUCUGUGAAGUGUGCUAAUGUGUAUUAUUUGAUUAAAAAGAUUGUACUUUACUGGA
Molecule: messenger RNA, 1289 nt
Organism: Rana temporaria (common frog)
Lineage: Eukaryota; Metazoa; Chordata; Amphibia; Anura; Ranidae
Gene: ANKRD29
Product: ankyrin repeat domain 29
Exons: 10
Coding region: 143-1153 (336 amino acids)
Molecular function (GO): protein binding
Source: RefSeq, a predicted model, not a curated record